Messenger RNA from Catharus ustulatus (Swainson's thrush), 2132 nucleotides. RefSeq names its product somatostatin receptor 3 (gene SSTR3). The transcript is spliced from 2 exons. Gene Ontology annotation, cellular component: membrane; neuron projection. Gene Ontology annotation, molecular function: neuropeptide binding; somatostatin receptor activity. The record is from RefSeq and is a predicted model, not a curated record. Gene Ontology annotation, biological process: neuropeptide signaling pathway. Lineage: Eukaryota; Metazoa; Chordata; Aves; Passeriformes; Turdidae. Bases 739 to 1947 code for a protein of 402 amino acids.
UGCUGUGUCCCUGCAGCUCCGAGCAGCACCAGUCCUGGAGCAGGGGCCGUCUCCUGGGUGUCCCUAGGAGAGCCGAGCCGAGUCGCCCCCUCCUGCGCGCCACUCUCCCACCCCACAGCCGCUCUCUGCAUCCCUCUUUUUCUUCCCUCCACUGUCUUUAGCUUCUUUCGCCGCACUCCCCAUUCCUUCAUCCUCGCCUCUUCUGCGCUCCUCUUAUCCCUCUGCCCAUCUCCUUGCGCCUCCCUCUCCCUCUUUCAUUCUCCAUCCCGGUAUCUCCCCCCGCUCAUCAUUGUUCUCCUGCCCUGUGGUCCAUCCCCUCCUUCUCCUCCUUCUCCUGCUGGUGUUUCCAUUGGCUGCGGGCGCCCGUUCCCCGGUACCGGCGCUCCGCUCCCGCUGCCCGAGCCCCGCGGAUGGUGGGGGCUGCGUGGGGCACAGACCCACGGGCGUGGGGCUGAGGGGCCGCGCAUCCAUCCCCCGCUCCCGGGCCCCUUCCCACGCCCGGCACGGCGGGGGCGAUGGGCAGGUCCGGGGAGAGGGACUCGCUCCUCCGCCGGCGCUCGGCGGGGCUCGCUGCCCCCGGGAGGGCUCUGCUCCGCCGCGGUUAGAGAGGGGAAGGGGACAAGCAUGACACGGAUUCUCCCGGGCAAGCGGAGGAAAAUGUACAUCCCGACGACAUCUCCAGAUUGCUAACUGAUCCUGCAAAGGACACUGCUCCCUGCCCUCUUCCCUGCCUCUGCUAUGGACACUUCUGCUUUUAGCCUCCCCACGCCAGCAGUGUUGGAGGAGGGGAAUGCCUCCAGUAGCUGGGCAGGCUUCACUACCCCCAACAGCUCCUCCACUGACAGCCCUGGUGUAGUUGUCAGUGGUGUCCUCAUCCCUGUGGUCUACCUCAUUGUCUGUGUGGUGGGGCUGGCUGGGAAUUCCCUGGUCAUUUAUGUGGUCCUGCGGCACUCCGUGAGCGAGUCGGUGACCAAUGUGUACAUCCUGAACCUGGCCCUGGCUGAUGAGCUCUUCAUGCUGGGCCUGCCCUUCCUUGCUGCGCAGAAUGCCCUGUCCUACUGGCCCUUUGGUUCUUUCAUGUGCCGCCUGGUGAUGGCCGUGGAUGCCAUCAACCAGUUCACCAGCAUCUUCUGCCUGACGGUGAUGAGCGUGGACCGCUACCUGGCUGUGGUCCAUCCAGGGAAGUCCUCCAAAUGGAGGACAGCACGGGUGGCCAAGGCCGUCAGUGUAACCGUGUGGGUACUGUCUUCCAUAGUGGUGCUGCCCGUGGUUAUCUUCUCAGAUGUCCCUUUAGGGAUGAGCACAUGCCACAUCCAGUGGCCAGAGCCUGCCUCGGUGUGGAGAGCUGGCUUCAUCGUCUACACUGCCACCCUGGGCUUCUUUGGGCCGCUCCUGGUGAUUUGUCUCUGUUAUCUCCUGAUUGUUGUGAAGGUUCGCUCCUCUGGCAGGAGGGUCAGGGCUCUGUCCUCCAAGCACAAGCUUUCCGAGCGCAGAGUGACCCGCAUGGUGGUGACUGUGGUGGCUGUCUUUGUCCUUUGCUGGCUUCCCUUCUACGUCCUCAACAUAAUCAAUGUUGUCUGCCCGCUGCCAGAGGAGCCAUCCCUCUUUGGAGUCUACUUCCUUGUGGUGGUGCUGCCCUAUGCCAACAGCUGCGCCAACCCCAUCAUCUACGGCUUCCUCUCCUACCGUUUCAAGCAGGGCUUCCGCAGGGCCAUCUUCAGGCCGUCCCGCCGAGUCCAGAGCCAGGAGGUGCCAGCAGGCCCCCCCGAGAAGAUCGAUGACGAAAGGGAAGAGGGUGAGAUCAGCAAGAUCACCCAGAAUGGAAACGACAGGCAGGAGCGCCCUCUAAGCAGUGGAGAAGGAAAAAGCAAUGAGCAAAAACCACUCCCUGAGGAGCCCGCUGCGGGAUGCGAAAAGAGCAACAAGUUGCAUGUCAGUUAUUUAUGAUGAAAGGGGUGGUGCAGGGGAGAGAGACAUCGGGACAUGGGAUCCCCUUCACGUCCCAUUAAUAGGGCUCCGUGAUCUUGUGGAAAAAGCAAGGCAUUGUUCUUGGUUUUGGAAGAGACACCUGAGGUUUGUGUGGUACCAGUGUUACCAGAAAUUGGUAAAAAAUAAAACCUCCUUAACACUAA